GACAAUUUCUGCGCAUGCGCAUUACCGUCCAAAAAUGUGGCUGUACGUUGGUAAAGCUCUCCAAAGGUUGAACCGGCGACAUUGCGGUUUGAUCUCCAAAGGGUGUUUACGCCAGCUGCAUAAUAACGAGUUAACAGACAGCUGCUAUGAUGGGAUGUACCCUGGACAUAUCCGCACCACGCCAGUCCAAAAAGUCCUGCUGGCUGUUGGGUCGGGUGUGGCUGCACUCCAGAAUCCCUACAGACAUGACAUGGUUGCUGUGCUUGGGGAGACGACCGGACACCUAGCGUUGAUGAAUCUCAGGGACAGGAUGAGAAACGAUCCUGAAGGGUACACUGUCCUAACAGAAAGGCCGAGGAUCAGGCUCUCUACUCUGGAUCUGAACAGGAUGGCGUCCUUGCCCGACGGCUCUUUCGGAAGAGAGUACCUACGCUUUCUUGAGGACAACCAUGUGACCCCUGACUCCAGGGCUGACGUGAAGUUUGUGGAUCAUGAAGAGCUGGCCUACGUCAUGCAGAGAUACAGAGAGGUCCAUGACCUGCUGCACACUUUACUGGGCAUGCCCACCAACAUGCUGGGUGAAGUGGCAGUGAAGUGGUUCGAAGCGGCCCAGACUGGACUCCCCAUGUGCGCUCUUGGAGCUGUGUUGGGGCCACUUCGGCUCAGUUCAAGCCGUUUGCAGUCUCUGUUCACCUCGCUGGGUCCCUGGGCUCUGCAGAACGGCCGGCGGUCCCGCUGCAUCCUCAGCGUCUUCUACGAGAGACGCUGGGAGCAGAACCUCGAGGACCUCCGACAAGAGCUCAACAUAGAGCCGCCUCCUGCUGUCAUACUCAGCGAGACAAACAAGAGGACAGUGAAAGAAUAAACGUUGGAUGAAUCAAUCUUUGAAUGGCAGAACAACAAACAAAAAAAAAAAAAAAACAAGAAACACUUGACUUGAGUUGUUGGGACUUUCUGAAUGAGGAUGUUUGGAAAGUUUCAAACUUGGCAAACUUUGGCUUGUCCCGUCUUACGAUCGUGUCUUCAUUCAUAACACGUCAACUUUUUAUUUGACAUGUGAAUUAUGUUGAGUGUUUAUUUAUACACAAAUAA
This is a messenger RNA of Labrus mixtus (cuckoo wrasse), 1092 nucleotides long. RefSeq names its product coenzyme Q4 homolog (S. cerevisiae) (gene coq4). Gene Ontology annotation, cellular component: mitochondrial inner membrane; mitochondrion. The record is from RefSeq and is a predicted model, not a curated record. NCBI's taxonomy places the organism in Eukaryota, Metazoa, Chordata, Actinopteri, Labriformes, Labridae. Gene Ontology annotation, biological process: ubiquinone biosynthetic process. Bases 35 to 865 code for a protein of 276 amino acids. The transcript is spliced from 7 exons.